GCUUGACUUGAUCAGCCACAGCUGCGGAUACUCAAGUCUUCUGAUCAGUUGUCUCGGGUUUAAAGAGAGGCUGGCUUUGGGGAAACACUGGGAGGAUCAAGUUUAGCAGGAAUUUAAAUACACUUCCAGCUGCGGUGGAGUCUCAGAGGAGGAGUUGUGUUUGGAAACAACAUGUGUUGAAUGAAAGUGGACAGAGAGGAGAAAUAAUGGAGCUGGUACUCAACGCUGCGUCUGCUGUCGGCGGCCUCAUCGCUGGUUUCACAAACUACAUCACUGAUCUGUUUCUGACUCCACCGCUCACAGCCACCCUCAGGUACCUGGAGGACACCGAUCUGAAAAUGCUGGCAGGAGAAAAACAGACCGUGAAAGCUAAAAGUCUGUGGCAGAGCUCUGGAGCUGUCAUCAUGGCGGUGAGGAGACCUGGAUGAUUUCUGUGCAGAGAGGAGGCUGCAGAGCUUUCCUCUCUGAAACCCCAGCUGGACGAGCUCGGGGUCCCUCUGUACGCCGUGGUGAAGGAGGACGUCGGCACCGAGGUCCAGAACUUCCGCCCGUACUUCAAGGGGGAGAUCCUCUUGGAUGAGAAGAGACGUUUUUAUGGACCCCGUGAGCGGAAGAUGGGUCUGCUGGGGUUCCUGCGUGUCGGGGUGUGGAUGAGCGGCCUGAGGGCCUUCAGGAACGGAUUCAUGGGAAAUGUGUUUGGAGAGGGCUUCGUCCUCGGCGGGGUCUUCGUCAUUGGACAGGGAGAGCAGGGAAUACUUCUGGAGCACAGAGAGAUCGAGUUUGGAGAUAAAGUCAACACUGAAGAUGUCAUCCGAGCUGCCAAAAGAAUUUCACAAGAACUUAAUUCUCUCUAGAGAAAUUAAUGCUGUCAGCGGAUAACAUUCUGUAAUAAUCAUGUUCAUCACCGUCAGACACCAAAAACAUAACUAACAUAUAAAACUGAUCAUAAAUGUUGUUAAAGUUCUGUGUGACAGAUUUAAUGUUUGUUGUGUUUUUGUGUGAGAAUCUGAUCUUUGUAAAUGCACGAUGUGAGUUUGUUGGUGUUCUGGUCUCAGGGAGAACCGGGAUGCAUGUUGGAGUAUGACUGUUUUGUACCAGGAUCUGAGUUUUUUAAUGAUGGUCUGUCUUUAAACUCGAGAGCGAGCAGACCUGAUGUCCAACACUCAGUUUCUUGUAUUACUCCGUGAUACCUCGUAUGUUAUCUUGGAAGCCAUGACACCUUCGACCAAUAAAACAAGGCUUUGUGCUCCACAGAUCUUUUGGAGAAA
Molecule: messenger RNA, 1268 nt
Organism: Acanthopagrus latus (yellowfin seabream)
Lineage: Eukaryota; Metazoa; Chordata; Actinopteri; Spariformes; Sparidae
Product: peroxiredoxin-like 2A
Exons: 5
Source: RefSeq, a predicted model, not a curated record